UGCUUAUUAAUGAUUUAAUAAACUGUAUGUGUACAGAUUUGAAUUUUGAAAUAUCGUACUUAUGAAAUACAAAUUAUAAGACUUUUAAAAUAGUGAUUAACUUUUAUCUUGUGUAUAAUAUUCUUGAAUUUGUGUUGCAUAGUUGUGUAGUUAAUGGUAGAAGUUAUUUUUACAUUGCGAUUUGCAAUUUAAAUUUCUCAUAUGGAAUAUUAUUGACAUUUGAAAUACGAUGAGUGAGGAAACUAUGGUCAAGCAAGAGCCCCAAGAAGAUAUAGAAGACGAGGAGAAUGUUCCAGCUUUUGGUCCAGCUGCUUUGGGGCUGCACAGGGUGGGUACAAAAUUACCUCCAAAACCUGCUCCCUCACAACCCAUACAAGUAUUGAAUGCAAGAGGGAUGCCAGCUAGAAUAAGAAAGAAAAAUCGAUUGUUUUUUGAUGAUGAUAUUGUUAAUGCAAAGCCUCCUAGAUCAUCACCUAAAAGAGGACCAAAAUCCUCACCGGUAAAGACACCUCAUAAAAGUAUUAUCCAAAAGAAACGCAAGGUAACGCCUAUUAAAAAAUAUAGAACUAAAGAUGAUGAUGAAAAUGGUCAGACAAGUACUCAGGCACCGGAUAAGAAAUUAGGCCAGAAAAUAGGUAUGAGAUUACGCAAUUUGCUAAAACUGCCGAAAGCACAUAAAUGGGUUUGUUAUGAAUGGUUUUACAGUAAUUUAGAUAAGACACUAUUUGAUGGUGACAAUGAUUUUAUGAUUUGUCUUAAAGAAUCAUUUCCUCAAUUGAAAACACAUAUGUUAACUCGUGUUGAGUGGACAAAAAUUCGACGAAUGAUGGGUAAGCCAAGAAGAUGUUCAGAAGCAUUUUUUACAGAAGAAAGAAGAGAAUUAGAAAGAAAAAGACAAAAAAUACGAGCUCUUCAACAACGUAUACCUGGAGAUGUAGCUAAUUGUAAAGAUUUGCCUGAUGAAAUUCCAUUACCUUUAGUUUUAGGUACAAAAGUUACUGCACGAUUGCGUAAACCCCAAGAUGGUUUAUUUACUGGGGUUAUUCAUGCUGUAGAUACAUCCAAUUGUACUUACAGAAUAACAUUUGAUCGGCCUGGUUUGAGUACUUAUUCAGUUCCAGAUUUUGAAGUUUUAUCACAUGAGGCUCCAGAAACAAUAUCAUUAAGUAGCAUAGUUCAAAAAUUUAGACCUAGAUCUCAGGGAAGUUACCUGACACCUACCAAUAAAUUACUUUUCUCAAAUUAUGGUCAAUCAGAUUCUUUUGCAUUAUCGCCAAUGAAAGAUUCUAGUUUAAUGUCUGAAGACACACUUGGAGGAUUUCCUGUAAAGCUACUGGAAAAUGUAAUUCGCAUUCAUAAAAUUUUGAAUGUCAAAAGAUUGAAAACUAAAAGAUUGUCAGAAUUAAACAGAGAAGCUGAACGUAAUUUAUCUUUUGCUGGAGAACCUCCAGAAACAUUUAGAAAACAAUAUGCUGGUAUAUUAUUGGAAUUGGAAAAAAUUAAUAAAGAUUUAACAGAAUUUUUGAACGAGGUACAAACUACUUGCACUGAAAUUGCUCCUGAACCUGGUUUAACAUCAAUGAUUGCUCCUUCAUAUUUAAGAGAAAAAUGUCGAGAGGAAGCCACUAAGAUGGUGCAACAACAUAAUUCGGGAGCUCCUGAAAAAGCUAUUAUCACAAACAAAAAAUACUUAAAUGUUAUUACUGAUUUAACUGCUUUAAUGAUGCAAAUUAGAUGUCUAUCUGAAUCUGAACAGAGCCCAAGUGAACUACAAUACUUGAAAGGAACUGUAGAUGAAAUAAAAUCCAGAAUAAGUUCAGCAAAUAAAGCAACCUUCAGGAAUUGUAUUGAGGUUCAUCUGCGGCAUAUAGAAGAAGGUGUUAAAACACAAAUUGGAUCCUUAUCUACGUGCUCUUUAAUCCAUUGA
Molecule: messenger RNA, 1927 nt
Organism: Ctenocephalides felis (cat flea)
Lineage: Eukaryota; Metazoa; Arthropoda; Insecta; Siphonaptera; Pulicidae
Product: protein lin-9 homolog
Exons: 2
Coding region: 230-1927 (565 amino acids)
Biological process (GO): regulation of transcription by RNA polymerase II; regulation of cell cycle; DNA-templated transcription
Cellular component (GO): nucleoplasm; transcription repressor complex
Molecular function (GO): DNA binding
Source: RefSeq, a predicted model, not a curated record